AAUGCCCACUAGCGGGAGCCCGGGCGCUUCUCUCCCGGAGCGCGGUCCGGGCUCAAAUUGCCGGGGUGGGAGGGGAGCCUGCGAGCGGGAUCCCGAACCGCUGAGCGCGCUGCCCACCGCUCCGCCGCCGAUGACUCGGGAGCUCGGGUCCAAGCGCCGCCCAUGCAGAAUCACUGCGCUCCACCGACCCAGAGUUGAUGAAAAACCACUUAGCCGUCUCCGCUGCGGGGAGCCAUGAGCUGUCUGGAUGUUAUGUACCAAGUCUAUGGUCCUCCCCAGCCUUACUUUGCAGCCGCCUACACCCCUUACCACCAGAAACUAGCCUAUUACUCCAAGAUGCAGGAAGCGCAAGAGUGCAACGCCAGCCCCAGCAACAGCACGGGCAGCGGCAGCUCCUUUUCCAGCCAAACUCCAGCCAGUAUCAAAGAGGAAGAAGGCAGCCCGGAGAAAGAGCGCCCACCAGAGGCAGAGUACAUCAACUCCCGCUGCGUCCUCUUCACCUAUUUCCAGGGGGACAUCAGCUCUGUGGUGGAUGAGCACUUCAGUAGGGCCCUGAGCCAGCCUAGCAGCUAUUCCCCAAGCUGUACAAGCAGCAAAGCACCCAGGAGCUCCGGGCCCUGGCGGGACGGCUCCUUCCCGAUGAGCCAGCGCAGCUUCCCCGCCUCCUUCUGGAACAGCGCGUACCAGGCACCGGUGCCCGCGCCGCUGGGCAGCCCGCUGGCCGCCGCGCACUCGGAGCUGCCCUUCGCCGCCGCCGACCCCUACUCGCCGGCCGCGCUGCACAGCCACCUGCACCAGGGCGCGGCCGAGCCCUGGCACCACGCGCACCCGCACCACGCGCACCCGCACCACCCCUACGCGCUGGGCAGCGCCCUCGGCGCCCAGGCCGCCCCCUACCCGCGGCCCGCCGCCGUGCACGAGGUCUACGCGCCGCACUUCGACCCGCGCUACGGGCCGCUGCUGAUGCCCGCAGCCUCCGGGCGCCCGGCCCGCCUCGCGCCCGCCCCGGCGCCCGCGCCCGGCAGCCCGCCCUGCGAGCUCUCCGCCAAGGGCGAGCCGACCGGCGCCGCGUGGGCCGCGCCCGGGGGACCCUUCGCCAGCCCCGCGGGGGACGUGGCCCAGGGUCUGGGACUCAGCGUGGACUCAGGUUUACAGCCUCAGGACAAAAGCAAGGAUCUGUACUGGUUUUAGACAGCCAGCCUUGUUCCCUAUAGGUCUCUGCAUAGAGCAAGUGCUGACUCUCAGAGCUGAAAUCGAGUGGGUUUGUAAUGGCUUCUGAUCUUGGUUUGCAGCUCGUCGUUAUUCCCUCUGUGGUGCAUCCCUCCUGAGCUGAUCAGAUGACCCCGGGUUUCCCCUUCCCUUUCCCUUCCGACCAGCCACGGAGGCUCAGCAUCUGGGCCUCUCCCUUCAUGGAUGACGACGCGGGGGAAGGCAGAGACUUCAAACAUCUCCGCGUGUUGGGAAACCAAAACAUACAUCUACAGAAAUUCUGUCUAACAGUAAUUCCUUCUGCGGAAAGAGCAGAUCCAAAGACUCUGAAUCAUGUUUCAUGACUCUUGGGCAAAUCACUGGAAAUACCGGCGGUGAGCUCACUUAGAUAUGAUGUCCUAAGUUUGCUUGGAAAGAGGAGGGGAAGAAAAGACAUUUUGGUGUGAAUAUUUUUUAUGCUGAUGUGAAUUAUAUCAUUAAGUAGUGUGACCAAAGCACUACUGAUGUCAGUAUCCAGUAUCCUCACAUUUCAACUGUAUUUGUAUUUGCAUCGAAGACUGGGGUAGAGAAGUAAAAGAGGCCAACUCGCAAUGCCUUCUUCCUCACCUCAUGGCCUCCAGCUCCCUUCGUGCCCACUCCCUCUCUGCAACACCCACUCCAGACACAAAGACGCACUCUUUUCCUUUGGACUGUGAACGUGGAAGCCUCAGCCUAAAUGUGAGUGGCAAGUGGCUUAUCUGGAGCCACCUGCCCAAGUCUUACUGAAAUGCAGCUGUUGUAGGACAACUGUUGAAAACUCCAGAAAUACAUCGACCAAGGUGGCGCUUCCCAGUGUUUGGCACAACAAUUGCAAUUGCACUGGAUCUAGUUUGUGUGUGUGUGUGUGUGUGUGUAGAUAUAUAUCAUAUUUUUUAUGAGGAACACUUUACGAUGAAAGAAGAAGCCCUUCUCUGCCUUCUCUCCCACAAAUUCCGUCUCUCCUUCCAUCCUCCUCUGGAUGGAAGAAAAAAAAAAGGCAAGAAACCCCAACUGUCUCCAUGAAGAAGAACCAGGAAUCGCCACAAGGGGAAGAAAUGUCCACAGAGUCUCUAAUACCUCGAAUGUUCCUCUCAGUCUCUGUGGUUGCGAUUUGGUCACUUUCGUUUUGGCACAGGGGAAGGGGUCCUUGCGUGGGCCAAGCUGAAGGUGAUCAGGAAGAAGAAAUGAACAGUAAAGAUGUCUCUUUACUACAGGGUCGCUGUGUUAUUUCAUAAAAAGAAAAUAAAUGUCUUAGUCUUUCUCGAGUAGAAUAAAAUAAUUUAUAGUAGUACAAUCUGAUGUCAGUAACUAAUAUUACUUUAUGUAUAUAGUGCUGUUCGUUUUUCCAAAGUGUUUGCCAUUCUGUGAAACCCACUAACCCUUUUCCACUUGACAUCAACCCCAGGAGUGAGAAGUUAGGUAUCCCACCUCUGUUUCACAAAUGAGAAAACUGUGGCCUGCAGAAGCCCAGGCUUACCUGACAGCAUUCACUGGGUUGAAAGUAGAGAUGGUACGGAAAGCACCACCUGGACACCAUUCAGUGAGGCACACAUUUAUUAUUCUCCAGAAGAGAAUUAUUGUUACUUCUUUGAUUCUAGACUCUUAAGACAGUAGUCAGUUAAAAAGUGUUUUUGAAAUAUUGGUUAUAUUACAGUUUAGGAAGCUAGGCUAAGAAAACAAACCUACCACUAGCCCCCUCACCCACCCCCCCAAAAAAAAAGGAAGAAAGAAAGAGGAGAGAGAGAGGGGUUAAUUAUUAAGAAAUGAGUGGUCUUUUCUCUUAAUUUUCUCUUGAUGCUAAAAUUGUGUUCAUUCACUAAAGUGCCCGAAAGAAAUAUUUUGUGUUAUGUUCAAAUUGCCCUUCUAGAUUGUU
This is a messenger RNA of Mirounga angustirostris (Northern elephant seal), 3100 nucleotides long. It is a transcript of the gene VGLL2, whose product is annotated as vestigial like family member 2. NCBI's taxonomy places the organism in Eukaryota, Metazoa, Chordata, Mammalia, Carnivora, Phocidae. Gene Ontology annotation, cellular component: nucleus. Bases 235 to 1191 code for a protein of 318 amino acids. The record is from RefSeq and is a predicted model, not a curated record. Gene Ontology annotation, biological process: regulation of transcription by RNA polymerase II. The transcript is spliced from 4 exons.